Microstroma glucosiphilum is the source of this 2103-nucleotide messenger RNA. RefSeq names its product FAD/NAD(P)-binding domain-containing protein. The record is from RefSeq and is a predicted model, not a curated record. Bases 288 to 1946 code for a protein of 552 amino acids. NCBI's taxonomy places the organism in Eukaryota, Fungi, Basidiomycota, Exobasidiomycetes, Microstromatales, Microstromataceae. Gene Ontology annotation, molecular function: NADP binding; N,N-dimethylaniline monooxygenase activity; flavin adenine dinucleotide binding. The transcript is spliced from 3 exons.
CUCUCGAGUGGUGGGCCAUCUCAGCCUCUCACAUUGUGAAGCGACUGCCCAGCGAAGGAGAAUAGGCGGACCCUUCGCUACCCUCGCCCUGUCCCGCCCGGCUCUCGGCCUGAGCCACCCGUUGCUUUCAGCCUCCGCCCGCUUCCACUCCACAGCACACGUUUGAUUCCCAGGAAGCUGCUCUUCCGCCAGGUCCAAGGACGUGAGAGUGCCUUUCCAUCUUCCCCUUCUACAGCUCUCAUCAUCAGCUUCACUUCAUCCACUGCAAAGCCUCAAGCUAGCCCAGUAUGGCCGUGGUGGCAUCGCUCGACCCUUUCGGCAUCAUCUCUCUCAUCUACCAAGCCAUUCAGAUCGUCAUCUCGUGGGUUUUCUCACCUCUCUACCCCCAGCUACAGCAACCGCAAAAGCCACUCAAGCAUGUAGCCAUCAUUGGCGCAGGCAUCACCGGAAUCAGCUCCGCAUCCCACCUCCUCGGACAUGGCUUCGAUGUGACCAUCUUUGAAGCCUCUCAAGACGUGGGAGGAAUUUGGGCAAAUGUCAAUUCCACUUCCGGCCUGCAGAUUAGCAGUAUAUUAUACCGAUUCCAUCCCAGCGUCAAAUACACCAAAGGUUAUCCCAAGCGAGACGAGAUCUUGGAGAACGUCAAGAAGAUCUGGAAGUCAUAUGGCCUGGACAAAAAGACUCGCUUUAACCAAAAGGUCACUUCGAUCACCCGUCAUGAAUCUUCGGGUGAUCCCGAGAAAGGUGGCCUGUCUAGGUGGAUCAUCAAUGGCAACGAAGGAGACAUCUACGAUGGACUCCUCGUGUGCACCGGUACUUGUGGCAAGCCUAAAAUGCUCGACCUCCCCAAUCAAGAGAAGUUCAUGGGAAAAAUCGUUCACUCCAGUCAUCUUGACGGCGUCGACCUCAAGGACAAGAAGGUGCUCAUUGUUGGCGGCGGCGCCAGUGGAGUCGAAGCCCUUGAGCUUGCCGUAGCGAAGGGUGCCCGAAAGCCUAUGAUCCUCGCCCGAAGUGACAAGUGGGUCAUCCCUCGCUUCACCGUUGUGGACACUGUGCUCGCUUUGCAGCCUCUCGGCCGCCAGACCUGGCUGUCCUGCAUCCCCGAAAUCUUACUUCGCAAACUUCACUAUCGAGACCUGGAGGAAAAGAUGGCUCCCACGACGCCCUUCUAUGCUUCGACUCCCAUUGUCAACUCUACUGCUCUUCAGGAUAUUCGAGAGGGCAAGGCAGACUACGUGCGCGGAGACGUGGUCGAACUGCAAGGCCACUCUGUCAAGUUCAACAAGAGAAAGCGUGGCUCCAAGCCUGAAGACGAAGGUCAAGAGACGAAUUACGCUGCCGACGUCAUCGUUGUUGCUACUGGCUUCGAGAUCCCACCGCUCGAUUUCCUGCCCGACGACCUCUUCCCUGAAGACUACGUUCGCCCCAAUCUCUACCUGCAGAACUUCUCCAUUAAGGACGUCUCAGUCUGCUGCACUAAUGCAUCUUUCAUUGGGGCAGUCGGCACCGUAGGACACGUACACAUCGGUAUCUAUGCAAGGAUCUUGGCCGUCUUCCUGAUGGAUCCCUCCACGCGCCCACUGCCCCGAGAUGCUCGCCUCUGGGUCGAUGGUAUCAGAUGGAUCAAAGCUCGAGCGCCCGGAGGAGCCCUCUCCUUCUUCACCUACAUGGAGCUGAUGAUCUGGCUCGUUUCAUUCAGCUUCUUCAAGAUCGAGAGGCUGAAGUACUUCUUCUUUAUCCUGCUCGGAUGGGGCUUCUGGGUCAGGCAAUCGUAUGACGAACAGGGUCAGGUCAUGAAGGACAAGAAGGGAAGGUUGACGGGAGAGCCCCACUUCAGAUGGUCCUUGACCAAGCUCAUCCCCUUUUACUACGCAAAGACUAGGUAUGCCGUGGGAAGCUCUCCUCGAAUUGGAGGUCCCUCGGCCGUCAAGGUCAAUGGUGCUUAGUUGGUCUCGUCGGCAAAGGAUAGGGGGGUGUCUACGAUACCUGCAUGCUGUUCCCUCUAUGCUGUAGCAUGUCAGAAGUCUUGUAGAAUUGUCGACGACGUCGUGAUCGCGUUUGUAUCUUCUUAACUCCUUCCUCAUAUCUAUGCUUGGAUACGCC